This is a messenger RNA of Lasiodiplodia theobromae, 1281 nucleotides long. RefSeq names its product Glycosyl hydrolase. NCBI's taxonomy places the organism in Eukaryota, Fungi, Ascomycota, Dothideomycetes, Botryosphaeriales, Botryosphaeriaceae. Gene Ontology annotation, molecular function: hydrolase activity, hydrolyzing O-glycosyl compounds. Bases 1 to 1281 code for a protein of 426 amino acids. The transcript has 5 exons. Gene Ontology annotation, biological process: carbohydrate metabolic process. The record is from RefSeq and is a predicted model, not a curated record.
AUGCCGCUUUCCGCGCCACAGACCUCGUAUCCGCUUUCUUACGCUCAGGGUACUCGGCGACGCAAGUUCAAGAGCUCACGGCUGAUACCAGGAGAGUAUGACGAGAAGCCAUGGCUGCAGGACAAAAUUCCGAAAAGAGAAUGGGAAAGGGUCAUCUUCUGGGCUGGCAUCGUGCUCGGAUUUGUCAUUGGUGGCGCCAUCUGCUUCCUAUCGUGGAUCAAUGUAAUGAGUGGAGAGUUUUGCCUCAUGCACGAGGACGAUUUCAGUGCAGGUAUUGACGACAGCACGUGGAACUUCGAGAUUCAACGUGGUGGGUUCGGCACCGGUUCCUUCGAAUGGACCACCGACGAUCCGAAGAAUAUCUUCACCGAUGCUGAAGGUCUACACAUCGUGCCCACCCUGACCACCGAAAGCACGAAUAUCACGCUCGACCAGAUGUACGACAAAUACGUCGUGAACCUCACCACAGACGGCACAUGCACGCACCCGCGUCUGGACAUUGACUCCUGCUCCAUCCGCAGCAACGUGACCGCCGGCGCCAUCAUAAACCCGGUCCGUAGCGCCCGCAUCAACACCAAAGGCAAGAAGACCAUCCAAUACGGCAAGGUCGAAGUCGUCGCCAAAAUGCCCAAGGGCGCCUGGCUGUGGCCGGCCAUCUGGAUGAUGCCCGACGCCGACGUGUACGGCGCGUGGCCGCGCAGCGGCGAGAUCGACAUUGCAGAGAGCAGAGGCAACUACGGCGACUUCUACCCGGACGGCCGGGACAGCGUGAUCAGCGCGCUGCACUGGGGCCCGCUGCCCGAGGCCGAUGCAUUCUACAAGACCAGCGGCAAGCACAACGUCCGCCGCACGGACUACACCGAGGGGUUCCAUACGUUCGGCCUCGAGUGGACCGAGGACUACCUGUUUACGUACCUGGAUAGCCGGCUUUUGCAAGUAUUCUUCAUCAAGUUUAACCACGGCUAUAAGCGCAUGUGGGACCGCGGCGGCUUCGGCGAGAAAAAGAUCAACAAGUCGGCCCUCUUCGAUCCGUGGUCGGCGACAGGAAGAGCGAACACGCCUUUUGACCAGUCCUUCUACCUCAUUCUGAACGUUGCUGUCGGCGGUACCAACGGCUUCUUCGAGGAUGGCGUCGCUAACAAGCCCUGGGUCGACGCUAGCAUUAACGCCCCGAAAGAGUUUUUCGACGCCCGCGAGCUGUGGCGUCACACGUGGCCGGAUAGCACUGAGAGGGGGAUGACGGUGAGGAAUGUUAAGAUGUGGAGGCAGGGAAAGUGUUAA